This is a messenger RNA of Cavia porcellus (domestic guinea pig), 5656 nucleotides long. RefSeq names its product trafficking protein particle complex subunit 6B (gene Trappc6b). Gene Ontology annotation, cellular component: TRAPP complex; trans-Golgi network; cis-Golgi network. The record is from RefSeq and is a predicted model, not a curated record. Gene Ontology annotation, biological process: regulation of GTPase activity; endoplasmic reticulum to Golgi vesicle-mediated transport. Lineage: Eukaryota; Metazoa; Chordata; Mammalia; Rodentia; Caviidae. The coding region runs from base 110 to 586 and encodes 158 amino acids. The transcript has 6 exons.
UCGCAGUGUGAGGAAGUGCGGCGCCAGCCUCGUAGCUGCAGCGCUGGCCGGAACCACCGGCCCGGCCCAAAAGGGAGCAGAUACCCGGGGCUCAGAAGAGUAGCCGGAAAUGGCGGACGAGGCGUUGUUUUUGCUUCUGCAUAACGAGAUGGUGUCGGGAGUAUACAAAUCCGCGGAGCAGGGGGAGGUGGAAAAUGGGCGGUGUAUAACUAAGCUGGAAAACAUGGGGUUUCGAGUGGGACAAGGAUUGAUAGAAAGGUUUACAAAAGAUACUGCAAGGUUCAAGGAUGAGUUAGACAUCAUGAAGUUCAUUUGUAAAGAUUUUUGGACCACAGUAUUCAAGAAACAAAUCGACAAUCUAAGGACAAAUCAUCAGGGCAUCUAUGUACUUCAGGACAACAAAUUUCGUCUGCUUACUCAGAUGUCUGCAGGAAAACAGUAUUUAGAACAUGCAUCUAAGUAUCUAGCAUUUACAUGUGGCUUAAUCAGAGGUGGCUUAUCCAAUUUGGGAAUAAAAAGUAUUGUAACUGCCGAAGUGUCUUCAAUGCCUGCUUGCAAAUUUCAGGUGAUGAUACAGAAACUAUAAGCAUACCGAAAUGCAAGACUUCCACAGUGUAAAAACAUAAGUUAUUCAUGUGUAAAUCAUUUCAAGUAACAGUGAUUUAAUUACAUUGUUGGAUAUUUGUACAGCAGUAAGAUUGUAUUUUAUCAAUUUAAUGUAGACCAAUUUAAAGUAGAUAAAGGGUCAUUCUACCAUGGGAUAAACUUUAAUGAAACUAUUCAAAAUGGACACUUGAUUUCAAAUAACUGGACACCAAAAUCGAUUUUAAAUAUUUUUUAUUAGAGUGGUAACCACAGAUGGAACUUGGGGUUUGUUGAAGUGGCAUAAAGAAGAAUAUGCACCAGUCAGGAUCAUUUGUGUUAAGAGUGACUGACAUUAGAUAAAGUGUGAAUUUAUUUUAGUUAUUUUAAAAAAGUAAACAGCAGUCUAAAUUAAGUUUAACUUUCAUUGCUUAUAAUUUAUUUUUAUGACUUUGUAAGGAUUUUAUGUAUACAUUGUAUGUAUAUGUGUGCAUAUAUAUGUAAAUAGAAAAUGGGGCCGGGGAUGUAACUCAGUGGCACAAGUGUGUGCCUGGCAAGUACAAGAUCCUGAGUUUGAUUUCUGGUACAAAAAACCCAAAAAACAAAAAUGACAUUAAAUUGCUUGAAAAUGUAAUUUCAUUUUAAUACAUUUUAGUCUGGAGAGUGCCAUCCAUGCAAUAAAAGUGAAAUAUAUUAAUUUAAAUGUCAAUUCAGUGAUUCGAGAGCCAAAGCCUAUUAGGUAUGUUGGGAGGAAUUUUUAAAUUUAUUUUUAAUUUAUGUUUUGGUAUUGGGGAUUGAAUCCAGCACCUUUGCAGUGAACUACAUCCCCAGCCCCUUUUUAUUUUUGUUUUGAGACAGAGUUCUGCUAAGUUUCUAGAUUGAUUACCCAGGGAUGGCCUCAAAGUUGUGAUCUUCCACCUUCAGCCUCCAGGUCUGGGAUUACAGGAGUGCACAGCACACCAUGCUUGACUUGUUACUUACCUAUGACUUUCAGCUUCUCCCCAUGCAUGAAGUCCUAGUGAAGGUUCUAAGAUUCUCUUAUUUACUCUUCCACAAAGGUAGAGGGUAGAUAAUUAGAUGAGUAUUCCUAGACUCAUAUCUUUUGUGGGUGGGUUCAGUGUUCAGCUGGUGUCUGUCUUAGCACCUCUUCCAUUACUUGCUUUAGUUAUUUGAUGUGAGAAGGUAUCUCUUAAGAUUUUGUGAGAACUCAGCAUUUUAGGGUAUCUGUUCUUUGACUUUUUUUUUUUUUUUUUUUUUGUCUUUUUCUUUUUUAUCGGUACCGGGGAUCGAACUCAUGACUGCCUGCUUGCAAGGCAGGCGCUUACGCCGCUGAGCUAAAUCCCCAGCCCCUUGUUCUUUGACUAUUGAAACUGUACUGUCUCAUUCAGUGAUAACCCUUGGGUAUAUAUUUAUCUGACAGCACUGUAGAAGUGGAUAACUGAAACCAAAAAAAAACUGGAUGAAGAUGGCAGAUUAAAGAAUGGCUAUUCAUAAUAAAAUGAACCGAAACUACGGUUGAUGCAGUGUCGGCUGGUCUUGAACUCACAGCUGUCCUCCUGUGUCAGCCUCAUGAGUGUACCACCACUCCUGGUUUGCAAAACAUUUUAUUGAAAACAUGAAGUAAAAAGUGUAAAAAAAAAUUUCUAGAGCUGGGUGUGCUGCCACACACCUGUAACCCAGUACUCAGGGGACUGAGGCAGGAGGUUCACCAUGAGUUCAAGGCCAGCGUGAACCACAUAGUGAGACCUUGUCUCAAAACAAAACAAAACAACACAACACAGUAAACUUUAGGACAUAAGACAAAAUCAAAUUCUAUUGAGUUAGAGGUACAGUGAAUCCCUAAUUUGCAAACAAGUUCUGUCUGGGAGAAUUAAGUCGCAAAUGAGUUGUGUAUACCUUUGACAUAUAUAUGCAGGGUAAAGCAUAAGAAAAUACGCACACACAAAUACGGUAAUCUGUGUUUACUUUUACAGUGUGGUAGGGUAUACUCGGCACGUAGGGGAUUGCGUGCAGUGUACUGGCGAGAGUUACUGAGGGGUGGGUAAGGUAGCAUCUUCUAUGAUGAUAAGAGGGUUACUGCUCAGAUGACAUUUUCUCAGCAUUGUAGACAAAACAGUCUGUCAAACCUUUGGUAGAACAGCAGAUGGGAGUGAAAUUCCCUCUUGCCCACAUCUCGUGUCCUGAUGACCCUUCAUCUCCACCAUCUCCGUCCUCAACUCCCUCUUCCAGUAAUAACUUUUUUUAUUUCAUUCUUUUAUUUAGCGAGACCUCUCGCUGUCCUCCAGUAGUAGCUAUUGCACUGUGCAGAAUGCACACAGCAGCACCCCUGGGGCAGCGUCCGGCAGACACUUGAGGUACUUCUGUGAAGGUUCAUGAGGCCAGGUCCAUCCCUAUUUGUGAAAGUUCACAACUUGAAUGCUCCUAAAUCAGGGAAUUAGUGUAUAUCAUUUUCCUUUCAUAGGAAGGAGCAGCAUUAUAAAAAGUUACUUUAAUUUAUUAAAGUAUUCUUAAUUCUCAGAUGAUUUUUUUGUUUUUUGUUUUUCUUUUUUUCCUUUUUGAGACAGGGUUUUGCUGCAUAGCGCAGGCUAGCCUCAAACUCAGUUAUCCUCCUGUCUUAGCUUCUGAAUGCUGGGAUUAUAGGUGUGUACCACUACACCCUGCAGUCUCAGAUGAUUUAGAACAGAUUUUUUUCAGAUUCUGAAAAAUUAUAUAAAUUCAGGAAAGACCCUACCAAAUAUAAAAAUAUGUAAAAUGUAGCAGUUAAAAAGGUCAUUAUGUCUGGGUGUGGUGGGACACGCCUAUCAUGCAGGCUGUAUUGGAGCCUGAGGCAGGAGCAGCUCAGGCUUGAAUCUAGUUUGGGAUUUAGUAAUUUAGUGAGAUUUUGUUUCAAAAUUAAGAAAAACAAAAAAGGACCGAGCGUGUAAUUAAUUGCAAAGAUCCUAGGUUCAGUUCCUCCCACUGCAAAAAAAGUAGGGAGAAGGGGGAAGGAAAGGGCGGGAGGGGUCAGAAGGGUUUUGGGUUUUCCUUUUCAGUACUAGGGAUUGACUGAAGGGGCUUCCAGGUGCUAAGAGAGUGCCGUACCACCAAACUAUAUGCCAUGCUUUUUUUGUAAUUUAUUUUGAGACAGGAUCUUGCCCAAUUGCCCAGAAUGGCCUUAAAUUUACAAUCCUGCCUCAGCCUCCUCUGUAGCAGGGAUUACAGGAAUGUACUACCAUGCACAAUUUGGAAAAUCUUAGUUGCUUUUAAAAAGAAAUAAAAUAGCCAGCCAGCAUGCCUGUAAUCCCAGCUAUUUAGCAGAGCUGAGGUGGAAGGAUUAUAGAUUGGGGGCAGUCCAGGGAAAAGCAACCCUACCUCAGCGUUUUGUUAUUAUUUGUCUUUUCGAGAUAGGGUUUCACUGUGGAGUUCAGGCUUGCUCUGAGCUCACUGUGCCCCAGGCAGGCCCUGCAGUGAUCCUCCUGCCUCAGCCUCCUGAGUGUUAGGAUUACAGGUGUGUACCACCAUGCCCAGCUAAAAGUUUUAAAACGUGCUCAGCAUAUAGCUGUGACAGGUCACUUGCUAGGAUGAUGAUCCCAGCUUAAACUCUCAGUAUUAGGGGAGAGCAGUGGUAGAGCACUUGGCCUGACAUGCAUCAUGCCCUGGGUUCAAGCAUCCCAAUCCUGAGGGAGGAGAAAAGAAAAAGAUACAAGAUAGGGAUUUGUCCCUUUCUCUUUAGUGCGUGUAUAUGAUGGUGAAUGUUUGGAGGUAAUCUGCAACAGACUUCUGAUGACCCUAAAAAAACAUAUGAAGAUGAAAGCCAUCACACUGAGAAUAGCAGCCACAAAGCACCUCAGUGGUGCUUCUUGAUAACCAGUCUUGGCACCACUCCCCUAUGGAAUUUUUUUUUUUCUUUUUCACCUAUGGAAUUUUUAAAAUGUGAGAUACUAAGUUCCCUAUGUUACGGGCAACCUUGAUUGUCAACUUGUUUGACUUGAGAUGGCUGGAUCAGAACAGUGCCCUCCUGGGUGUUACCUGGGUAGGUUUUUAGCAUGACCUGGGGGCCACAUAUCCCUUACCUCCUUCGCCUUGGGUUCUCUCUCAUUUUGCUUCCUGGGCGUCAUACUGGGGCAGCUUUCCUCUGCCACAGCCUUCAUGAUGAUUCUGGCUUGGAGCCAGCAGACCUGGACAGAACUCUUAAAACCAUUAGUAAAAUAAGCCUUUCCUGCUGGUAAUUCGACGUGUCAGCAGGCAUUUUGUUUCAGUAACACAAAAAUAACUGUACCAUUCUAUCCAUUUUAGGGAUAUGUAUUUUGUUACUUAAAGCCAUAAGAAACCUCUCAGUAGAUACAAGGGGGAAAUUAGGUUUUCCAAGAAAUGACAUAUUUUUAAGGGGAAGACAAAAGUUUACAUGUAAAGCAAUAAAAUCACAAAGAACUACAGAUGUGGUAGUGUAUGCUUAUAAUCCAGGUUUGAGUAUUGGAAGUUUUAGGCCAGGCUGGCAUAUGUAGUGAGAUUUUGUCUCAAAAAACCAAAUAAAUGAAUAAAAUCAUAAAGUACUAAAGAAAAUGAUUUAAGAUCUUAUGGUAAGGAAGGCCUUUGCAACACACAAAAGUAGAAAAGCAAAGGAAAAUAGCAAAAAACAAAACGACCUAAAAUUGGGAUUUUGGGAAAGACUGAAUACACAAAUGCAGAAGAAUGACAGGAGACCACUAUUGACGCUGUACAGACAAAUCAGCUUAAAAUGAACUGCAGAUGCUAGCUGGGCCCGGUGGACAGGCCUGCGCAUGUUGGCACUCUGGGAGGCGAGGCGGGAAGCUUACAAUCCAAGCCAGCCUGGGCAGUUUAUGUUUUUGUUUAUUUUUUAUGUUUCUUAGCACAUUUGUGCUAUAUACCGGUUACAUUCCCUGUGAGGGGUUGGUACGUGCAUGUGAAAUACUAAUUUCUACUACUUCCCCUGCUCCCUUCCCUCCCCUCACCCAGCUCUACUUCUCCUUGCCAUUUGCACGCGGAUCUUCCUUCCUAGAAGACAUUAUCUUUUAAUUUGCCCCUUAUUUAUGCUUUGAGUUUCUCAUGUAAAAGAAACUUUAUGAUGUUCAAA